Perca flavescens (yellow perch) is the source of this 1201-nucleotide messenger RNA. RefSeq names its product ring finger and CHY zinc finger domain containing 1 (gene rchy1). Gene Ontology annotation, biological process: ubiquitin-dependent protein catabolic process; protein ubiquitination. The coding region runs from base 230 to 1201 and encodes 323 amino acids. Lineage: Eukaryota; Metazoa; Chordata; Actinopteri; Perciformes; Percidae. Gene Ontology annotation, cellular component: nucleus. Gene Ontology annotation, molecular function: ubiquitin protein ligase activity; zinc ion binding. The transcript has 9 exons. The record is from RefSeq and is a predicted model, not a curated record.
CCGGUUGAGCGAAGGGAAUAUAACAGACAUCUGAAUAUUCUACCAGCACUUCUGGCUGUUCUGGUGCUUAUUUUGAGCCCUGUACAUAACUAAUAUGAAUAUGAAACGGUUAUGAUUCUCAAACGGAAGAGGGCGGUAAUGCUGCGUCUACGCCGUCAAAAAGGAAGAGAAAAAGAAAAGAGGGCGACCCCGUCAUCGCACUAGAAGAAGAGCCAAUUUUGGAGCAAACAUGGCUUCGCCUGCCGGUUGUGAGCAUUAUGUGCGCAGCUGCUUAUUGAAAGCACCCUGCUGUGGUAAACUGUAUGUGUGUCGGCUGUGCCACGAUGCGGAGGAGAACCACCAGAUGGAUCGAUUCAAAGUCCGAGAGGUGCAGUGCUCCGAGUGUCAAACAGUGCAACAGGCGAAGCAGACUUGCCAGCAGUGUCAUGUGCAGUUUGGGGAGUAUUACUGUGACAUUUGCCACUUGUUUGACAAGGAUAAGAAGCAGUACCACUGUCUGCCCUGUGGAAUAUGCAGGAUUGGGCCCAGGGGGAAUUAUUUCCAUUGUGAAAAGUGCAAUCUGUGUCUAGCCCAGGAUCUGCGGGGAAACCACAAGUGUGUUGAAAAUGUUUCGAGGCAGAACUGCCCAGUGUGUAUGGAGGAUAUUCACACGUCCAGAAUUGGAGCUCACGUUCUUCCAUGCGGCCAUCUUUUACACAAGACCUGCUUCGAUGACAUGGUCAGAACAGGAGCGUAUCGCUGCCCCCUGUGUAUGCACUCUGCCUGGAACAUGGAGGACCACUGGGAUCAAAUCGACAAAGACAUUGCCCAGUCACCGAUGCCCACUGAAUACCAGGGUGCUACUGUCAAAAUUAUAUGUAACGACUGCCAAGCCCAUUGCACGGUGCCUUUCCAUGUACUGGGGAUGAAGUGCAGCAGCUGUGGCUCGUACAACACAGCACAGGACGGAGGACUGAUCCAGCAGCCUGAGCAACAGCAGCCUGAGCAACAGCAGCCUGAGCAACAGCAGCCUGAGCAACAGCAGCCUGAGCAACAACAGCCUGAGCAACAACAGCCUGAGCAACAACAGCCUGAGCAACAACAGCCUGAGCAACAACAGCCUGAGCAACAGCAGCAGCCAGAGCAGGACGCGGAGAGCGAGGCAGAAACAGACACAGAGCCAGAGCAGCAAGAUCCGCCUCAGUCACCCACGCCACAUUAA